GAAAAUCGCGUGCGGACGUUUCCAUCUGAAUUUCAAAUCGAGAACGCGUUGAAACGUAACGUAACGAAACGUAACGUAACGUAACGGAACGGAACCAUUUAACGCGUUGCGGCGUCCAUAACCAUUUUUAUAGAAAGAAUCAAGGAUACCAUUAUGGCUUUAGUGCCAGCCACGAAAACGGAAACCGAUUGGGAUUAUUGGGAUUAUCGUCGUCGUUUGUGGCGUGACUGGGAUCUGGAUGACUGGCAUUUGCCCUACUGGAAGCGCUCUUUGUCCCGAGUGGGCUCGGCUCCCGAUCUGAGCCGUGUCAUUGUCGGCAAAGAUGGUUUCGAGGCCAAUGUCGAUGUGCAUCUGUUCAAGCCAUAUGAGAUUACGGUGAAGACCACCGGGGACACUGUUGUCGUGGAGGCCAAACACGAGAAGCGUCGCGAUGGUGACACCUUUGUGGGUCGCCACAUUGUCAAGCGAUUUGUGCUGCCCCGCGGAUAUUAUCCGAAUGAUGUACGGUCGGAGCUCUCCUCGGAUGGCAUCCUCACCGUCCGUUGUCCCCCAUAUCUGAGCAAUGAGCGGAGUGUCUACGUCCGUCAAGUGGGACCCUCGUAUUUAAGCAUCAAGAACUAAUCCCAACAAUAACUGAGCAUACAUAGAGAAGUAGGCAGAUUUGAGAUUUAUGUGUUUCUUUUUUUUUUUGUUUUUGUUUUCUUCAGCAUUCUUCUUUUUUUUUUUUUUUUUUUUUUUUUUAAUUCUGAAGUUGUUUGGAUUUAUCCAUUUUAAUCUUGAUUCGGUUUGGGCACUGCCUUUUGAUAAAAAACAAAAACAAACACAAAAUAGUUAUCAAAAUUGAUGAGCACUUCGAAAAGGAUUUAAUAUGUAUGGUUUUUUUUUUUCUUUAAUUUAAUUUCGAUUAAUUUUUAAGCAAGAGUCACAAGAACAAAACAUUGGAUUUUUUUUGUAAUUAACCAAAAGAAACAAAACAUCAAGAAUUGUUAGUUAAAUAAAAUAAAAAGUUUAAUUUAUUAAUGAAAAAAAA
Messenger RNA from Drosophila willistoni, 1030 nucleotides. RefSeq names its product heat shock protein 27. The transcript has a single exon. Bases 154 to 621 code for a protein of 155 amino acids. The record is from RefSeq and is a predicted model, not a curated record. Gene Ontology annotation, molecular function: protein folding chaperone. Gene Ontology annotation, biological process: protein refolding; response to heat. NCBI's taxonomy places the organism in Eukaryota, Metazoa, Arthropoda, Insecta, Diptera, Drosophilidae.